Monoraphidium neglectum is the source of this 381-nucleotide messenger RNA. RefSeq lists its product as hypothetical. Lineage: Eukaryota; Viridiplantae; Chlorophyta; Chlorophyceae; Sphaeropleales; Selenastraceae. The record is from RefSeq and is a predicted model, not a curated record. The transcript is spliced from 3 exons. The coding region runs from base 1 to 381 and encodes 126 amino acids.
AUGGACGUCACCCGCCGCGUCCUGCUCAGCCAGCCCCCCAAGGGCAAGACCCCCGCCGGCCCAAACAUCUUCGACAACGUCCCGGCCUUCCCGUCGGCUACCGACCGCUCUGUGGUGCGGCCGAACUUCGACACGCUCUACUCGACCGCGUGGCUGGACCUGUCCAAGGGGCCGGUGGUGGUGUCAUCGAAGGACACCAACGGCCGCUAUUACCUGCUGCCGCUGCUCGACAUGUGGACUGACGUGUUUGCCGUGCCCGGCGCCCGCACCAGCGGCACCCAGGCGGGCGCCUGGGCCGUCACGCCGCCCGGCUGGACCGGGCAGCUGCCAAAGGACGUGCAGCGGAUCGACGCGCCGACGCCGGAUUCGGAUGGGGGCUGA